Molecule: messenger RNA, 1561 nt
Organism: Archocentrus centrarchus (flier cichlid)
Lineage: Eukaryota; Metazoa; Chordata; Actinopteri; Cichliformes; Cichlidae
Gene: kctd14
Product: potassium channel tetramerization domain containing 14
Exons: 4
Coding region: 84-809 (241 amino acids)
Biological process (GO): protein homooligomerization
Molecular function (GO): protein binding
Source: RefSeq, a predicted model, not a curated record
UAGGCCACGCCCCCUGCCUGCUACCUGUCGAGAAAUGUAAAACGUGAGCUGCCAGCUCCCACCUGGACCACCGCCGAGGAAAGAUGAGUCUGCAGGACUACAAAUCAUCAGAAAAGCAGGCUUCAGCCGCGGCCCCGAACUUUCAUGUUGUGCAGUUAAAUGUCGGGGGCCACCUGUACACCACCGCUCUGAGCACGCUCAGGAAGCACCCCGACUCCAAGCUAGCGGAGCUUUUCAGCGGACAGCCCAAACUACGCAGUGACGCACAAGGACGUUACUUCAUCGACCGUGAUGGGUCCCACUUUGGAGCCAUCCUGGAGUUCCUGAGAUCAGAGCAGCUCCCCAAGAAGAACCUCCCAGAGGUUCAUAAGGAGGCGCUCCACUAUAACAUCAAACCGCUGAUCAAACGCUUGGAAGAGGCUCCUCAGCUGUUUGGAGAACUGGUGGGAAGACAGCAGUUCCUCUCCAGAGUCCCACACUACAAGGAAAACAUCGAGGUUCUGAUUCGUAUUGCCAGAGCUGAGGCCAUCGCUGCACGCCACUCCACCAUCAUCAUCUGUGUGCUGAAGACAGAGGAGGAUUUGGGCUUCUAUGAUAAUGCCAUUAACAGCCUGGAGGCGGAUAAGGAGUCAGUGGUGACGUUCGGGCCGUGGAAGGCUGCACCGCUGGUCACAGACCUGCUGGACUGUGUGAAGAUGGACAUUGAGAGUCAGGGCUACAGGGUGAGCAUCCAGCCUCAUGUCAUGGAGAAGAGCUUCCUGUCCAGGAGCUAUGACUACUUCUACGAACUCACAUUCACCUGGUGGUGAUGGGGCACCUGAACAAAACUCGAAACUGCACAAUACUUCUAAAAAAAAACUAACAAACUGCAUUUCCAAUUUUUUUUUUCAAAAAUGUUUCAAGGUGGGUUUUUUUUUAUGUAUCCGCACUAAAAAGAAAAAAUCUUGAUUGUGAACAUUUUAGACAUGAAGGGUCAUUAAAGUAUCGAUUAUUCAUUUCAAAGGUACUGACUUAUUGAAAGAUGGAAAAGAUAGAUAUAGCUUCUGCUUCUGAAGCCAAAGUUGAAGCGCAUCUUUUCUAGUAGCCAGCAGGGGGCGACUUCUCAGGAUUCAGAGGAAGUCUAUAGAAGUCUAUGGGAAAAGUCCCCUCAGAUGUCUUCAUCUGUGAUGUCAGCAGACACCUUUAUAAUGAGGUUAGGGUCUCCUGUAGUUUCAGGUCUUACUUAAUAGAAUAAUGAUCAUUUUUUUGAUUUAUGUUUUCCAUUAGUGUCCAAAAGGUCUUUGGGCCAGGGUUACUUUAUGAUUUAAAAGUUUCCAUCUCCGUUCGUUGGUCAGAUCCACCCCUCGCUUUUUUUUUUUUUUUCAAUCUUGGUGUUUUUUUAAAAUACAAAAAUUCUCAGCUCAAGCCUUCACAGCAGGACCCCACUAACCACUCAGCGACAGCGCAUCUUUUACAUACAGUCUCUGGGAUUAAGAUAAAGUGACUGCUUUCAAACAAAAAUCUGUAUCUUCUAAUUUUAAUUGCUUAUGGUCAUGAAUGUUGUAUCCAGUGUAAUAUUAAC